Beta vulgaris subsp. vulgaris (sugar beet) is the source of this 786-nucleotide messenger RNA. RefSeq lists its product as uncharacterized. The record is from RefSeq and is a predicted model, not a curated record. The transcript is spliced from 3 exons. The coding region runs from base 1 to 786 and encodes 261 amino acids. Lineage: Eukaryota; Viridiplantae; Streptophyta; Magnoliopsida; Caryophyllales; Amaranthaceae.
AUGCGUACGAGUGGCCAAUUGAAAGAUACACGACUAGCUAAUGUAGAGGAGCAAGUUGCAAUAUUUCUCUACACAAUAGGUCAUAAUGAUUGUGUAGGUGCUAUUGAUGGGACACAUGUUCGCGUCAAAGUUUCUAACACUAAUGCACCGAGAUAUCGUGGUAGAAAAAAUUGGCCUACACAAAAUGUCUUAGCUGCAUGUUCAUUUGACUUAAAGUUCACUUAUGUGUUACCUGGAUGGGAGGGAACGGCGUCAGAUUCAAGGAUACUUAAAAAUGCAUUAACUAGAGAAGAUAGCUUGCAUAUUCCGGAAGGAAAAUAUUAUCUUGUCGAUGCCGGUUAUAUGCUCACGGGUGGCCUUAUAACCCCUUAUAGGGGUGUACGUUAUCACUUGAAGGAAUAUUCGUCACGUGGCCCUGAAAAUGCUCAAGAACUUUUCAAUCUUCGACAUGCAUCAUUACAUAAUGCUAUUGAAAGAGCCUUUGGAGUCUUAAAGAAAAGAUUUGCUAUUAUUGCUAGUUCAACAGAGCCACAUUACUCUUUUGAAACACAAAGAGACAUUGCGUUGGCGCGUUGUAUCUUGCAUAAUUUUUUAAUGGCUAUAGAUCCUGACGAGGAACUUAUUGCUGAGGUUGACCGUGAACUAUCAAAUAGGUCUGCACGAAUAAGGCGCAAUAAUGUAGGAGAUGAUGAUAGCGAAGAAGGAAAAAUUAUUCGAGACAAUAUAGCAGCUGAAAUGUGGAACAAUUAUACACAAUAUUUAGCUCUACGGGGUGACAUGACUUGA